CUCUCACUGUCAUCAUGGACUCCUCCGCCGUUAACGCCAACGUCAGCGUCGACGACUUUGACAGCAUUCUGCUCUACUCCCCCGACGAAUCCGUAUGGACCACACCAGAUCCUUCAAGUUCCGACUUCGAUGCCGCUUCGAGCCAAUGGUGGAUGGGAACGUACCAUGCGACGGAAACAAUAAACGCCUCAGUCAGCCUCAACUUUACCGGGCCGGCGAUUUACAUCUACGGCGAUUCUGGCCCAAAUUACGGAUCGUACGAGGUCACGAUUGAUUCGAACACGACGACUUUGAGCGCGUAUUCCUCGAGUAACGCAUCCGUGCCGUAUCUUUUGUACGGAAAUGGCGCUCUGGAGUAUGCCAACCACUCGUUAACCCUUAAGAAUGUCGGAGCGAAGGGUAGCGACAGCGGCGGAAACGGGUUUCUAUUUGACUUUCUCCGGAUGACCGUGCAGCUUGCGCCUAAAGGAGCGACAGUCACGAAUACGACCCUCCAAGAGACUGACUCUUCGAUUACGUAUACAGGCGAAUGGGGGAACAAUACCUCGACCGCCUUUAGUGGAGGAGGCUCAAAAUACACGAAUGGGAACCUAGCCUCCUUCUCACUGGACUUUCACGGAUCAGCUAUCUACGUCUUCGGCGACAAGAAGAACGACCAUCGAGAGUACAACGUCUACCUCGACAACGGGACCGCGCAGACGUUUAAUGGCACCUCGGGCUGUGGAGGAGCCUUUGGACAGACGUGCGAGCAGCAGGAGCCCUGCCUGAAGUUCUUCGCGUCCAAUCUUGAUGGAUCCGUGCAUUCGCUGAGGCUCGAGAACUUGGCCGGGGUUAACCAGUCGUAUUUUGAUCUAGACAGUAUUGUUUUGGCUGUUCCAUCGGAAUAUGCUCCUCGAGAGUUAUCGGACUCAUCCGCAUCAAGCAGUGCAUCCGUGACAUCCUCGUCGUCGGCUUCCUCAACUUCGACCAGUUCUUCCAACGGUACCGUCCCGCUCGUCUCGUGGAAUCCAAUGCUGCUCCUCUUCAUGGCGUUUAUCUACUUGUUCAAGACACGACUCCACUAAACUUUUUAUCAUUUGGGCUUCUUCUUAACUUAUAUCACCCACCAAGACGCUGUAUUCCAUCAAUUUUAGCAUAUAAAAAGAUCAGGGAUUCUCUUUGUUUUCUUUCUGUUCGGCGAUCAGGACAAGUUGUUUAGUCCAUUUUGCAUGUUCCCUACCUACCUACUAUACGCCCAGGACUUGGUAUUUAGUCUCUUAUUGUGUUUUCCUUUUACGCUUUCCCGCGAUCUUUGCACUGAAGUAUACCCACGAUCAAGCAUAGAUAGAUACCAGCAAACUGCAUUGUCUUUUCCAACCGAGCACUGCUGAUGGG
Molecule: messenger RNA, 1374 nt
Organism: Guyanagaster necrorhizus
Lineage: Eukaryota; Fungi; Basidiomycota; Agaricomycetes; Agaricales; Physalacriaceae
Exons: 5
Coding region: 15-1064 (349 amino acids)
Source: RefSeq, a predicted model, not a curated record